This is a messenger RNA of Chaetomium globosum CBS 148.51, 3270 nucleotides long. RefSeq lists its product as uncharacterized. Gene Ontology annotation, molecular function: magnesium ion binding; terpene synthase activity. Gene Ontology annotation, biological process: diterpenoid biosynthetic process. The coding region runs from base 1 to 3270 and encodes 1089 amino acids. The record is from RefSeq and is a predicted model, not a curated record. Lineage: Eukaryota; Fungi; Ascomycota; Sordariomycetes; Sordariales; Chaetomiaceae. The transcript is spliced from 5 exons.
AUGCAGCCACAUUCGUGUAAGCACCUGAGGUUACACCGGCGAGCAACAGCGAGGUACAUACCAUAUACCGGAUGCCAUGUACCUCCUAUGGAGCCAUAUCCACGGCAGCUAUCGCCGGCGGCCCGGCACUAUGGAGAUCCGCCCAUCGGCCAUGGCAAGGAAUCUGGAACACAGAUUACCGGUGACGCUCGAUCAGCACCAUCCACCAAAGGCAUCGAAGGCAUCGAAGGCAUUGAGCACGCUCAUCCGACUCCACUGACGGCCAUGGAUGCUUUUACACCCUCACCAGACCAGGCACGGGCACUUGUUGCCGUGCUUGCAGCACAGUGCACCCAGGGCUUCGGGUCCAUGUCGGCAUCCGUGUACGACACGGCCUGGCUAUCCAUGAUACACAAAUCUGGCGACUGGCUAUUUCCAGAAUGCUUCGAUUUCAUCCUCGAUGAACAACUUCCUUCAGGUGCAUGGGAGUCGUACGCCACCCCCCUCGACGGCAUUCUCAACACUGCCGCGGCACUGCUAGCCUUGAAAAAACACCUGCAAAAGUUGGAUUCCGAGCGGCGCCAUGACCACCGUCAUGGUGACUGGCUGUUGCGGAGCCACCGAGCCGAAGCAGCCCUCAAAGAGAUGUUGCAUGGCUGGGACGUUGAAUCCACAGACCAGGUGGGCUUCGAAAUCCUUGUCGUCUCGCUUCUGACCCUGCUCGAGAAGGAGGCCGGUGUCUCGGUAGACUUCCCCGGCUAUGGUACCCUGCGCGCGCUUCGGGACGCCAAAUUGGCCAAGUUACCGCCGUCGACACUGUACAAGAUGCCGUCCACCUUGUAUCAUGCGCUAGAAGCAUUCAUCGGCCACAUUGACUUUGAUCGUGUUCGACCAUGGCGGCAGGCAGAUGGUUCUAUGAUGGGAUCUCCAGCAGCCACGGCUGCGUAUCUCAUGAAUUCUUCCACCUGGGACGACGAGGCCGAGGCAUACCUGCGGAGAGUGUUGCAUCGGAAGCAAGCAAGUAAAGCCAAUCACGGGAGCGUGCCAUGCGCGUGGCCGACGACGUUAUUCGAAGUUAGCUGGGUGCUCACCGCACUCUCCGCAGCUGGGAUCGUCAUUGGAGAUGCCCAGAAAUCGGUUCUUGGAAACCUGCUACGAGAGACUCUCCUAGCGCAAAAAGGCCUUCUCGGGUUUGCCCCUGGAAGCCUGCCCGACGUAGACGACACAGCCAAGGGGAUAGAAGCACUGAACUAUCUCGGCCAGAGCGACAGUGUCGGUGUUGACGGCCUCAUCCAAACAUACGAGGCUGCCGAGCACUUUAUGACAUAUCCAGGCGAGCGCAACGCCAGUUUCAGUGCUAAUUGCAACGUCCUCAUCCUUCUUCUGGUGCGCAACGACCGAGAUCAGUAUGUCUCGCAGAUCGCCAAAGUCACUCGCUUCUUGACGCAUAGUGUCCUGGAAGGACAUGUCAAAGAGAAAUGGCAAGUAGACGGUUCCUGGGACGGGGUCUGCGAAGUAACCUCGUACGCCAUCCUAGCCUUGUCAUCGCUAGAAAAGCUCCCCUGGAUCCGACAGCUCGACACCGGCAGGAUCGUGGCCGGUAUGGCACUAGGCAAGGCCUUCCUAAAUUCCAACCGGGACGCGUGGGCCAAAGGCCGGCACCUGUGGAUUGAGAAAGUCACGUACAGCUCGCCUGUGCUCAGCGAAGCCUACUGUCUGGCAGCAGCGGCCGUUCCGCUACCUGCAACGGUAUACCCCCAGCCGGGGGCCAGCAAACCCCAGGCUGUCGUUUCGGUCAACAAGAAGGUCAUGAUGGGCAUGCGAAUGGCCGGUGGCCUCAUUGCACGCACGCCGCUGUUUUCCAAGACGGACCCAUGGUCUCUGCGCGUCGCCGAGAUGCAGGCCUACUUCUCCAUGCAGGCCUUGCAACGUCGCCAGGUUGAUGUUUUCCCCCGGACAGCAAAGGGCAAGGACAAGUAUCUAUUUAUCAUACCUCUGGCUCUCACGGCCAGCGCGCUCAAGGCCGGUGGUGGCCCUGGCGCGGUGAGCCACUCGGUGCUGUAUGAGAUGAUGGUCUUGUCCGUCUUGAACUUCCACGCGGAUGAAUACAUGGAGGGUGUUGUGGAGAAGCACUUUGAGGGGCGGCUUGACUCUGUCCGUGCUGUCGUUUGGGAGCUAUUCGCGGAGAUCCAGCUUGAGCCCAGCAGCAUUGCAGAGGGCGGCGUCGCAGCGGCUGUCAAUGGUCAUAACGGCAGCUCGGCUCGUGAGCAAGCUCGGGGAGACUCGCAACCAACAAUCGCAGACGUCAAGACUGUCCUUGGCCGGUUUGUGAGGCGUAUCCUGCACCACCCGGCGGUGCUCUCGAGCCCAACUAGCCUGCAAACCCGGCUGGCUUUUGAGCUGCAGACCUUCCUGCUCGCCCACAUCACCCACGCCGAAGACAACCACCGGCUCCGUGCGCAGUUGAACCAAGCUCAAGCAAUUAUCCACAAUGGCAACGGUAAUGGCCUCACUAACGGUCACGCCAACGGUAACUCCAAUGGCAACACUAACGGCAGCUUGAACGGUCAUAGCAACGGUUCCUCCAACGGUCACGCCAACGGUAGCGGCCACAGCGACGGCAACGGCCACACCAACGGCAACGCCACUCCUACCCCCUCCGCCACCUCCACAACGCCCACCUACCACAACCCAGGCCGCACAUUCUACCAUUGGGUACGCAGCACCUCAGCCGACCACACCUCGUGUCCCUUCUCCUUCGUCUUCUUCGACUGCCUCAUCCACGCGGCCGCAUCCCCCCAAGCCACCACCCCCACCCCAACCCUCUUCACCACCUCCACCCGCACCGCCUACCUCACCGAAUCCGCCGCCCGCCACCUGGCCAGCCUCUGCCGCAUGUACAACGACGCGGGGUCCUUGGCGCGCGACGCCGACGAGCGCGCGCUCAACUCGCUCAACUUUCCCGAGUUCACAUCCACCUCCACCCCCACUCCCACCACACAAGGCCACAAACGCAAACGCGACCACACGAACGAAAAGGACGGGUCAGAGGACGGUGUCAAGGGCCCCAAAGACGAACUCCUCUGGCUCGCAAGUUAUGAGCGGCGCGGGCUAGAGACAGCGACCGAGCUGCUGGAGGCCGAGUUAGAGUUGGGCGGGGAUGGAAAUGCGAAAAAUGCGAGGAGGCUGGUCGGGGCGCUGAGGCUGUUUGUGCGCGUGACAGAUCUGUAUGGGCAGAUCUAUGUGCUCAGGGAUGUGGGCACGCGGACGCGGACGGGGGGCAGUGAGUGA